AACUUGCGCGCCGCUGUGCGGUAAAGCGUCCGGUCCACGCGCUGUCGCCCUCGCCCAGACGCCACCGCCGCAACGCGUUGCUGCGUGGAAGGAAGCCCUCCUCCUCCUCAUCCCCUUCUCCGCCGCGCCCAACCACCACCCCGAAGCGAAGCCGCGUGGAGGUGGAGGCGUCGUGCAGAUCGGGGCUGUGCCGCUCGCCGUGGGAUGCCGUUCCAGCCCCGGAGGUGAGGUAGCUCGACGUCUGCUUGUGUUUUUUUUUUCUUUCCCCGGCGCGGAUUACUGAGGCGAUGGCGGAGGACGGGGAGGAGAAGCUGCUCGCGACGGUGCAGCACAUCGUGCAGACGCUGGGGAGCAGCGACACCAUGACGGAGGACAUCCUCAGGGUCUUCUCCAACUACGACGGCCGCCUCUCGCUCGACAAGCUCUACGCCGCGCGGGCCGCGGCGGCCUCGGCCGCUGGCGGCGGCGGCGGCGGCGGCUUAGGGGGAGGAGGGGAGCACUCGAUGCCGGAGUCUCCGACGCUGCCGCUGCCACCGCCGCCAGCGGCUGCGGUGUCGGCGGCGGCGGCCGCGGGGAGGCCGCCGCCCGUGACGUCGAUGGAGCGGACCGUCCGCACCCUCGACCGCCAGAUCUCGCAGUUCGUGGCGAUGGACAGGCUGAUAUGGGCGGACUCCGCGGACGCCGACGCGUUCCUUGAGGCGGUCGACGACCUCAUCGGCACCGUGCAGGAGCUGGAAGCCGCGGGGACCAACCGCGGCCUGUUCGACCGCGCGGAGGAGCUGCUCAGCAGGUGCAUGGCGCGCCUGGAGGAGGAGUUCCGGGCGCUCAUCGAGCGCCCCGACGACGCGGUCCCCGCGGCGCCCGGUGGGUUCCGGUCGGACGGGAGCGACGACGAGGAGGACUUCGGCGGCGGGGACGGCUACGGCGACGAGCCGAUCCCAAUCGCCAAGCCGGUGACGGACUACGACGUGGUGAUCGACGCGCUCUCGCCGGGGUCGGUGGCGAAUGUGCACCAGAUCGCGCGGAGGAUGGUGGAUGCCGGCUUCGGCCGCGAGUGCGCCGAGGUCUAUGCCGCCGCGCGUCGCGGCUUCGUCGACGAGAGCGUUGCUCGCCUCGGCGUCCGCCCACGAACUGCUGAAGAGGUCCAUGCCUCCUCCUGGGAGGAGCUCGAAUUCGACAUCGCCCGCUGGAUCCCGGCCUUCAACAUGGUGUUCCGUAUUCUGAUUCCCAGUGAGCGCCGGCUAUGUGACCGCGUCUUCGACGGCCUCGCCCCCUUUGGGGACCUUGCCUUUGUCGCCGCCGUGCGCACACAAGCCUUGCAGCUCAUAUCAUUCGGCGAUGCUAUCUCUUCCUCCAGCCGCGCUCCGGAGCGCCUCUUCCGAGUGGUGGACAUGUACGAGGCUGUGCGGGACCUUCUCCCUGACCUUGAUCCUGUGUUCGCCGACCCGUACUCUGCUGCGCUCCGUGCAGAGGUCACGGCGGUGUGCAACACCCUCGGCUCAUCGAUCAAAGGCAUAUUCAUGGAGUUAGAAAAUCUCAUCCGCCGUGAUCCUGCUCGAGUUGCAGCCCAAGGUGGAGGCAUACAUCCCAUCACUCGGUAUGUCAUGAACUAUCUCCGUGCUGCUUGUGGGUCGCGGCAGACAUUGGAAGAGGUGAUGGAAGGUGACUUCGGCGCUGUUGGUGGAGCGGCUGCUGCAGUUGACCCUGAUCGUCCCACCUCGUCGCUUGCUGUGCACAUAGCAUGGAUCAUGGAUGUCUUGCACAAGAAUUUAGAUAUAAAGUCGAAGAUAUACCGAGAUCCAUCACUCGCUUGCGUCUUCUUGAUGAACAAUGGCAAGUACAUCAUUCAGAAGGUGAAUGAUAGUGAACUUGGUGUUUUGCUUGGUGACGAGUGGAUCAAGCAAAUGACAAACAGAGUGCGGCGUUGGAGCAUGGAUUACCAGCGGGUAACAUGGGGCAAGGUCACAACAGUAUUGCAGACUGGCGGUCCUGGAGUAGGUGGACUCCCUGCCACGGCAAUGAAGCAGAAACUCCGGAUGUUUAAUACCUACUUUCAGGAGAUCUAUGAAGUACAAUCAGAAUGGGUGAUAGCAGAUGAACAGCUGCGGGUGGAUGUUAGGGCAGCAGUGGCGGAAGCUGUAAUGCCAGUAUAUACAGCCUUGAUUUCUAGAUUGAAAUCAUCCCCCGAAGCCAGGCAUGACUUGUACAUCAAAUACACCCCAGAAGAUGUUGAGGCAUGCAUCCAGCACUUGUUUGAAGGAGCAGCUAAGUGAUCAGUUGAUCAGUACGUUAUGGUACUGGCGUGCUGCAGCCUGCAGCUUCUACUACAGGGUUUGUGGAGUUCUAUCAUGGAUCCUGGUGAAUAUCUGCGUCCCAUUAUUGGUGAUUUUCAUAGCUUAACCUUUCAUCCUCAUUGUUUGUAUUUUGUCCUCCAUGAAGAAAUCAUGAGGUAAGACAAAUGGUGUACAACUGUACAUGACUACUGUAGGUGUAUCUGUACCAAUUAGUAAGGUGAUUAUUUUGUAACAAUCAGGACUAUUUUUCCAUUUGUUUCAACUAUUUCAGAUUAACAGCUAAGUGUUUAUGUGUGAAUUUCUGUUAUUUACUUUAGGAAGUUUCAUGAAGUGCUUAAACAAUCGAAAAAUUGGUUGGAAGUUCUA
This is a messenger RNA of Oryza sativa Japonica Group (Japanese rice), 2660 nucleotides long. Its product is annotated as exocyst complex component EXO70B1. Gene Ontology annotation, cellular component: exocyst. Gene Ontology annotation, biological process: exocytosis. Gene Ontology annotation, molecular function: phosphatidylinositol-4,5-bisphosphate binding. The record is from RefSeq and is a predicted model, not a curated record. NCBI's taxonomy places the organism in Eukaryota, Viridiplantae, Streptophyta, Magnoliopsida, Poales, Poaceae.